AUGGCUCAAGUGGAGUACAAGAUAGUUGCUCGACUGCUUCGCAAGAGAUCCUCCAGCCCAAAAGAUACUACUGAAGCCAGCCAACGGAUCAUGGUUCUCCCAGCCUUUGCCGAAGACCCACCCCUGAACAUCAACAAUCACGAUGCACGAUACGCGCUAUCCAGGACUAAGUCUGUCCGUAGAAGUCUUCUCUCCACACAGAAAGAUCGCAUCACCAUCAACGCGCUGCAGCCUGAGGCGGUCUACAUCAGCAUCGGCGGCCACCAGCUACCCGACUCCCACGCCUCCGUAACACUGGACCUGAGCUUUGAAUCCACUUCCUCAUUCUCAUUCCCGCCGGAGGUCACUCUGGGUCAGGUUAAGCUAGAUACUCAGACGUGGUUCACAGGGACCCCCAUGAAGAUGUCGCCCGACCUGGGAGAUCCCCGUGAGGCCGCAGGACUACGCCACGAGCUACGGUACUCUACCCAGACCAAGCUCCCUACGACAGACACGGGAGUCAUUCUAUGGCACAAGGACGAUCAGACAGAAGACCGCAAGGUGUUUACUUGGCGAUCGAGAACCAAGGUCCCUAUUCGUCUCCCUACCGCACACAAGAUGUUCUUGCCCACCUUCUUCAACUGCUUCAUCGCUCGAAGCUACAUCCUGCGUAUGUCUGUCAACUUCAACGGCUCUAAGACCAAUCUUUCGGUUCCGCUGCAGAUCGCAUCGCAGUCGCUUUACCCCCAAGUGAUGGAGCCAGAAGUGGAGGAUCUGCCAUCCUUUGAUGCAUCUCUUGCUUGGAGAUGA
Molecule: messenger RNA, 789 nt
Organism: Colletotrichum acutatum
Lineage: Eukaryota; Fungi; Ascomycota; Sordariomycetes; Glomerellales; Glomerellaceae
Exons: 1
Coding region: 1-789 (262 amino acids)
Source: RefSeq, a predicted model, not a curated record